UGGUGCAAGGCGACAUCUCGAACCGGCUCCCUCGAGGCCACGCCUCACAAAAGGAGCAGUUCCAAGACUGCAGCUCAAUCGCACCGUACUACACAACUCCGUAUUAAGGGCAACGCGUCGUACGAUGACGCAGGUAACCGUGGUGCUCCUGCUCCUGCAGGCGAUCCCAUGUGUAUUUGCAGACGAUGACUUCAUACAGCAAGGAGGAACUCCUGUCGUCUGCUAUUAUUCUGGCUGGGCAACUACGAGGGCCAGUCCUAUGAACUACAACAUAGAAGACAUACCGGGGGACCUGUGCACGCAUGUCAACCUCGCAUACGUAGGAGUCGACGACGACCAAAAUGACAUAAAGAGCAUCAUACCAUCAUACGCGAAUAAUACACGACGCUAUAAGGAAUUUGCUAACAUAAAGAACAAGUUCUUGCUCGUAAAAGCAAUGGUAUCUGUUGGGGGAUGGGAACACGGAGCAGGGUCUCUCUCGAAUGUCGCUAGGACACCGCAAGGAAGACACUCUUUCGCCAAGAACGUCGUGAAGUUCCUCCGGGAACAUAAGCUCGACGGGGUAGACAUAGACUGGCGGUUCCCAGCCUACGGUGAUCGAGGAGGGUCUCCUGAAGACAAGGGAAACUACGUCGAACUACUGAAGGAGCUUUCCAGGAUGUUCAGAGGCAGAGGCCUGGUUCUGACGGCCACUGUCCCAAUCACCCCGUUUUUCCUCGACGACGGUUACAACGUUGAAGAAAUGGUCAAGCACGUCGACUGGCUCAACGUUAUUGGCUUUGACCUGAGAGGCCGCUGGAAUGGUCGGACCGGAGUGCAUAGUCCUCUUUACGGCAAGGCGCUCGACACCGAUGACGUUUUAGGAAUCAAUGCAGAGGACGGCCUAAAAAUGCUUGAAGAGCUUGGAGCACCGAAAAACAAGCUGGUACUCGGAAUUCCAUUCUUCGGUAGAAGCUUUGUGUUGGCGGAUAAAAACCAGCAUGGUAUCGACGCACCGGCUACGCAGGAGUCUGCGAUACCAGGUCCAUACAUUGGAAGUGGUGAGAUUAUGGCGUACUAUGAGAUAUGUACGAAUAUAGCUGAUGGUAUAGCAACACGGGUAUUCGACGAUGACAGCAAAUGUCCGUAUGCCUAUUAUGAUAAUCAAUGGGUCGGCUAUGAAGAUGAAGAAAGCAUCGGAUAUAAGAUGGAUUUCAUCAUCAAAGAGGGGUACGCAGGUGCCAUGGUGUUCAACAUCGACAUGGAUGAUUUCCAGUCAUUCUGCGGAACUUCGAAUCCACUUCUUAAGAAAAUAUAUGAGAAGCUGGCUGAGGCGGACGAUGAGUGAGCUACGCAACUGGCAAUGCUUCUACACAAACUACCAGCGACCGUAUGGUGCCGCUAAUGACGUCAUUAAUCGCUGCCUUGCAUAAUCAUGCUCGAGUGAUGUGCUAGGGCCCGGAAGUUUGAACACUAAAAAAUUACAGGACCGUUACGACUCGUGUAACGCGACAUUCUGGGUCAGCUGUGCGUAUGGUGAAAUAAGGCCGGAUGAAAGUGCGUAAACAAUUUUAUUUGGGCGUGAUGAGUAUUGAUUUGUGGCCGCUGAAAUGGUUGGCGAGGUCAGUGGUGUCCGGAACGUAGUAGCUCUUCUAGAACACCAAGUCUCUGCAUGAGCCAUGUAUAGUAGUGGGUUGACGGAUGUCAAUGCACAACGGAAGGUCUAGUUGUUCGGACAUAUCACUAAGGAAAGUGAUGUUCUUGGACACCAUCUGGACAAUGGACUCCUUCGCAUGACAAUGCAAUAACACACACAGCUCUCCGGGUCACACGAUUCCGCAAACACAACGUCACUGUGCUUCCACAUCCCUCGUACUGAACUCCCAUCGUGAGAUUUUUUUUUGUUUCCACAUUUAAACACACACACACACUAAAAGGACAUCACCACGAUAACAUCGAAGCUGUUCAGCCCGCCGCAACGAUCUGGGAACGAUCUGGGAACAGUGUAGUCGCGAACUACACAGCGCAUAAAACACACGAGUAGUCCCUCAGUAACCUUCAUUGGAUGUUCUCUGUACCACGGAGCUGCCAGCAGUUUUUGCGAAGCCAAGCGGGCCCCAUUCUCAUCGUGCUGUAUUAUACAUUACGCCGGGAUCCCCUAAAGGCGAGAUCAAGAAGUUCCAAUUACUCUACAAGCAACACCUCCAUAGAAAAAUUGAAGGAACACAACAUGCCUAUGAUGGUCAUGGGAGACCAGAACAACUGGUUCGCGGACUUUAUGAAGCCAAAGCUUCCACUUGUGGACGAGAAAUGACCACAACCCCUACGGAAACUGUUAUAGGUCGUGUCUUCGUCAGGAGCAUAGACAAGCUAGUGGUGGACACGUACGUCAGCUGCUUCAGUCUUCACAGGCUUCUACUGUCCAUCGUGACAGAAUGCCAGCGAUGAGCUCAUAAAUGCUAUCGCAUUUCAAUGACAAUCUGCACGAGGAUUCUUUUCUUUCCUUUUUUUUUUUUUUUUUGAACAGCAUGUCGACGUACCCUUUGGCUGACCUAUCCUCCUUUUUUACCCUUUGUUCUAAUAAAUACAUCCACCCCUUCCA
Molecule: messenger RNA, 2581 nt
Organism: Ornithodoros turicata
Lineage: Eukaryota; Metazoa; Arthropoda; Arachnida; Ixodida; Argasidae
Product: endochitinase-like
Exons: 9
Coding region: 125-1327 (400 amino acids)
Biological process (GO): carbohydrate metabolic process; chitin catabolic process
Cellular component (GO): extracellular region
Molecular function (GO): chitinase activity; chitin binding
Source: RefSeq, a predicted model, not a curated record